GCAGCGAGAGCGCUGAGUGACAUCUGAAUCCAGUGAUGUGUAUUAUUUAAUCACAACAACAGUCAGCGAGGUGGCGUCUACGGAGGAUGUAGGGCUGUCCUUUUGUUUUUGUUUGCAGGAUAUGGGGACUGGGAGCUCUUUGGACCGACUUUACGCUGCGAAGUUCAGAUGGAAGCGAUGGGACGUUUGUUGUUGUUUUGUUUUUUUAGAUGUGGUAUGAAGCUGCAGCUGACCGCAUAGAUCAUCUGGCUACUGGUGAGUUCUGUAAGCAGACCGAGGAUCCCUGAGAUUACAUUGGUUUGGGACUGAAACAGAGCAGGCAGAAGAGAAACAGUAACUACACUACUACACUGAGGAAUUAAGGUACCACUACUUCUCCAUCACUGCAGCUCAAAUGAUGUCAGAUCUGUUUUACAAGGUCAAGGGGCAAAUGUCUGGCCCAGAGAGCAUUUGCCUCAAAUGUUUCAUCUUUCAUCAUUUACCAGAAGAUAAAAUAAUGGGGACUUUUUGCAAUAACGGAGAACAGGAGUCUCCUAGAAAUUAGUGCAGUGGAUAAAAUGUAGCACCACUCUUCAGUAUGACAUAAACGCAGACACCCCCCAUUCAGGGAUGGAUCCCAUGAACUUUACAACUGUCAUCGACAGUGGGUUUUUGGAAGAGGCACCAUCGAGUCGUGUCCUAACUGGCUGUUUUCUCUCGCUGCUCAUCCUCACCACCCUGCUGGGAAACACGCUAGUUUGCGCGGCCGUCACCAAGUUUCGUCAUCUGCGGUCUAAAGUGACUAACUUCUUUGUGAUCUCACUGGCUGUAUCCGACCUAUUGGUUGCCAUCUUAGUGAUGCCCUGGAAAGCUGUCACAGAGAUUGCCGGGUUCUGGCCCUUUGGAUCCUUCUGUGAUACCUGGGUGGCUUUUGACAUUAUGUGCUCCACUGCAUCAAUUUUGAACCUUUGCGUCAUAAGCCUGGACCGCUAUUGGGCCAUCUCCAGUCCCUUCCGCUAUGAGAGGAAGAUGACACCCACAGUGGCCUAUGUUAUGAUCAGUGUGGCCUGGACGCUGUCUGUCCUCAUUUCCUUCAUUCCGGUGCAGCUCAACUGGCAUAAGGCCCAAACUAAAUCUUACACUGCUCUUACUGGGUCCUCUGUCUCUCUGGCAUCAAAUGCUACGUCUUACCCAGAGAACUGUGACUCAAGCCUGAACAGGACCUAUGCCAUCUCCACCUCACUUAUAAGCUUUUACAUCCCUGUGGUCAUCAUGUUGGCCACCUACACACAGAUCUACCGCAUCGCCCACAGACAAAUCAGAAGGAUCUCUGCCCUGGAGCGGGCGGCCGAAAGUGCCAAGAACAGACACGACAGCAUGGGCAGAGGCUCCAGCAUCGCAGACUCCGAGAGCUCCUUCAGGAUGACAUUCAAGAGGGAGACGAAGGUGCUAAAGACACUGUCUGUGAUAAUGGGGGUGUUUGUGUGUUGCUGGCUCCCAUUUUUCAUCCUCAACUGCAUGGUGCCCUUCUGUGAGCAAUCAAGCGGAGGGGAGGCUUUCCCCUGCAUCAGCCCCACCACAUUUGACGUGUUCGUGUGGUUCGGCUGGGCUAAUUCCUCCCUAAACCCCAUCAUCUAUGCUUUCAAUGCGGAUUUCCGGAAGGCCUUCUCCAUCCUGCUGGGAUGCCACAGACUGUAUCCAGGAGGCCACGACAUAGAGACGGCCAGUCUAAACAAGAAAUGACUCAUGACUCUCUCACAGCACUGACUCAUCCCUUAAUUCCAACAGUCCAAGAGUUCCUGUUGCAGCCGGUCUGAUUGACUUCAAAUGAGAACACUGCUUUCGUGUGCUAAGUCUUAUUUUGACUGAAGGGUAUGGCGACCCUAUAUGCACCAGUAUUUGCAUUAGGGGAACGGCCUGCCUUUGUCAAGUCUGCCAUAGUGAGCUCACCAUCGUCCUGACACUGUCUUCAGAUGGGAGAAGCUCUCGAUAGAGGAGAGAGGAUUUGGGACUGAGAUUAAAAUUCCCCGCUGUUGCGCCACGGAUCUGGGAGUGCAGUGGUGCUGACAAGUUCCUGGGAUAGAUAAUCCCAUGACUGGGCAGCGCACACCCUAAUGAUGUCAGACACUGCUCUCUUCAAUAUCAUCAAACACACACACACACACAAACACUGUCAAAACAUGCUACCCCAAAUACCAUGUAGCACGCAGCAUGCACACAACAACAAUAAACUCCACAACAGCACACAGAAACACUCUUAGUUUUUACACGGAAAUUUCGGGACCUGCAAAGACUCCAGCAGAAAAGCAUUAAACCAAAUCAUUUUGAAAAUAUCUACAGGUAAAGUACAUCCACAAGUGACUUAAUAUUACAGCCAGAAUGAAAACUGAAUACAAGACAUCUUGGAGAAGUGGAGACAUAAAAAUGUGAUCUGAAUCUGUACAGGAUGCAGAGAUGAAGAAAAAAAAAAAAAAAGAAAAGCUUUUCAAACUGUAGACUGUCUCAUUGCUGAUAGAGAAAUGUUAUUUAUAAAUCAUUUAGAUGUAGAAUCAUCAUAAUUUUAAGCCAAAUUUACAAACCUGUGACCUCAUAAAUUACAUCAGUCAGCGGCAACAUUAAAGCCAUCCACCUAAUAUUGUGUAACAACACUUUGGGGCCCUGUGGGUUGUGGGGUGGGCCAACUGUGCAUUGCAUCCUGGAGAUGCUCAACUGAAAAUCUGGGAAGUUUGGAGGAGUCAAUCACUGAGCAGUUUUUGUAGUGUGGAGGGGCACUUUGCCCUGCUGGUGGAGGCUGCUGUAUUCAGGGUAUAAUUGGCCAUGGGGUUAUGUUCCCCACUAUGUUCAGGUGGGUGAAACAUGUCAAAGUAACAUUUAGAUAACGGUCUGGACGCAAGACUUCCCAGGAGAACGUUUCAUUUUAACCAGAUGAAGAAUGUUAUUCAUUUUACCUGGUAGUGGUUUUAAUGUUGUACCCAACUGACCUAUUUGUGUUUUAUUGGGAGAAGACAGUAAUGUAGCUGCCAUGGAUUCAUGUAGAACUGAAAGAAGAUUAGCUAAAUUCUUUAUGGGUUCGUUAUGUGAAAUGUGCAAUGGGUUGGUGUAAUGUUGUUUUAUGUUUUUACAAGAUGAAAGAAUUGAUAAUGGUAGAUAUUUUCACGUGAAAAUUAACAGAAAUGAUCUCUUUCUACAGUGCCAACUGGAGACACACUUCCUUUGUGCCAUAAAUUGCAUAGUGAAAGCAAAUCUAAAUGCCAUUUCUGUCAUUUUUAUGACCAUUAUAUUGUGCUGUCAGCAUUUACUUUAAUGCAUUUAACAUGGGUCUUGUUCUCACAGAUUUUGCUGUGAUUCUUAUUAAUUUGGAUACAUUAUUGCUGAGUGAAUUUCUCAAUGAAAUCUAACAAAGCAAUAAACACAAGAUGCCAGAUAACUGAACCAGCCCACAGUUUAGAUCAUUGAAACUACAGCUUUUGGAGUUAAACAUGACAAAUUUAAUAAUCUAUUUCCUAUUUCAAAUGUAGCUUUCAUUUCAAAUAAAGAUAGCUCCAAGGAACAUAAUUACUGCAAGAGUUUUGUACAUCAAAGAUAAAUAAGCCAUGUCUGUAAACAACCGCAGGUGUUAUAAAUGUCUGUGUAAUAAUUUUUCCAGUUUCUUUUUUAAUUUUUUUCUUUGGUAUAAGGCUGAUUAAGCUCAGGGUUUAUUGUCAUCCUGUGAUCUUGUAUCUGAUUGGAUGUAAAUUGAGAACAAAAAGUAAUUACAUUUGUGUUUGCUUGAUUGUUUCUUGUUGCAACAAUGCUUCAUUGCAAUAAAUCUUAUACU
This is a messenger RNA of Archocentrus centrarchus (flier cichlid), 3796 nucleotides long. RefSeq names its product dopamine receptor D1a (gene drd1a). Gene Ontology annotation, cellular component: plasma membrane. The transcript has 2 exons. NCBI's taxonomy places the organism in Eukaryota, Metazoa, Chordata, Actinopteri, Cichliformes, Cichlidae. Gene Ontology annotation, biological process: positive regulation of MAPK cascade; G protein-coupled dopamine receptor signaling pathway; adenylate cyclase-activating adrenergic receptor signaling pathway. The record is from RefSeq and is a predicted model, not a curated record. Bases 610 to 1722 code for a protein of 370 amino acids. Gene Ontology annotation, molecular function: G protein-coupled receptor activity; dopamine neurotransmitter receptor activity, coupled via Gs.